Molecule: messenger RNA, 2593 nt
Organism: Elgaria multicarinata webbii
Lineage: Eukaryota; Metazoa; Chordata; Lepidosauria; Squamata; Anguidae
Gene: WDR75
Product: WD repeat domain 75
Exons: 21
Coding region: 1-2502 (833 amino acids)
Biological process (GO): positive regulation of rRNA processing; positive regulation of transcription by RNA polymerase I
Cellular component (GO): nucleolus
Molecular function (GO): protein binding; RNA binding
Source: RefSeq, a predicted model, not a curated record
AUGGUGGCGCACGAGCAGCUCCGCGUGGUUCGCUGCGGUGGCAGCUGGCUGAGCGGGAGCCGCGCGGUCUUUUCUGCGGAUUCUAAGUACCUCUUGUGUGCUUCGGGUGACUAUGUAAAAGUCUACAGCACGGCUACAGAAGAAUGUAUACAUGUCCUACAGGGUCACAGCAACUUUGUCACAGGAAUCCAGUUGAAUCCCCAAAAUCAUCUGCAGCUCUAUUCAUGGUCUCUAGAUGGCACCAUUAAGCUUUGGGAUUUUAUGGACGGAAUCCUAAUCAAGACAUUUGUCGUUGGGUUCAAAGUCUUUGCAUUGUAUGCACUUCCAAGCUUUGAAAGUUCAGUAUAUCUUAUUAUUCCAAAGGAUAAUGAUGAAAGAUCAGGUAUAUUUCAGCUAGCUUCGUUAAAACUUCCAAAACUACCAGAUCAGGAAGUAGAAGCCAAGGACCUGGAAUUGAUUUUGGAUGGUGUAAGCCAGUCUCCCAAAUGUACUGCCUUCGGAAGAGAAGGCGAAUACGUGGUGUCUGUCUGGGAGCUUCACCUCGUUGUUUGUUUUUUCAAGAAGAAAAAGAUUUACAGCUUUCCUUUAGGUUCAAAACUCAAAAAUAGUGCAACCAGCUGCUUCACCUGUGUAGCCUGUCACCCAAAGGAAGACUGCAUAGCAAGCGGACACAAAGAUGGCAAGAUUCGUUUGUGGAGAAAUUUUAAUCAUAAGAAAGAAUAUACAUUCUCCACAAUGCACUGGCACCAUGAUGAAGUUAUGGAUCUCGCUUUCACAAUAGAAGGAACUAGCCUUCUGAGUGGCGGGGUUGAGUCUGUCCUGGUUCAGUGGCGAGAUGGGUCAAACGCUAAGAAAGAAUUCUUGCCUCGUUUGGGAUCUACAAUACAGCAUAUCUCUGUCUCGCCUGACGGAACUUUCCUUUGUACCUCGCAUUCGGAUAACAAAAUCGUAAUCAUACACAGCCACUUGAAAGUCUCUGCAGUAAUUCAAGGAUUAAUCAGAGGCAGUAACGUCAAGACUGGUUUGAUGGUUGACCCAAGGACGAAAGCUUUGGUUCUGAAUGGCAAGCCGGGUCACCUGCAGUUCUAUUCACUGCAAAAUGACACUCAGCUGUAUAACUUGGAUAUCGUGCAGCAGGAGUUUAUCCAUCAGUAUGGCCUGAACCAAGUGGAGUUAGUGAAGGCUGCGUUUGAUUCCAAGGGCAACUGGCUGGCUACUGUGGAACAGCGGCAAGGAAGCUGCAGUGAACUCGAAUUGUACAUGAAGCUCUGGGCGUAUGAUGAGCAAACACAAAGCUUUACUCUGAACACCAGAAUAAAUACGCCACAUGAGGAUUGCGUCACGGCUGUGUGUUUCCGGGGCGCAGAUGAGUCUGAAAACAUAACACCAACGUUGGUAACGGCUAGUCAUGAUGGACACUUCAAAGUCUGGAUGCUUCUGGUUGACAAUGAUGGUGAAAACCCAACCCUAAGCUGGACCUGUGAUUUUGUAGGAAGCUAUCACAACUAUCACGCUACAAAUUGCUGUUUUUCCGAAGAUGGCUCUUUGCUUGCAGUUAGCUUUGACAAAAUAGUCACUGUGUGGGACUCAGAAACGUGGGAUCUAAAAUGCACUUUCUGCCAUCCUCCUGGAACUAUACUAAGCCUAUGUUUCGGGAGACUAAGUUGUUCCAAAUACCUUCUGGGCACCACCAGUUCUGGCUUUUUGUGCUGCUGGAAUUUGCUGAGCUGUGCAUUGGAAUGGAGUGCCCAGUUAAAUGUCAUCAUUCUGCAACCUGAUGGCCUGUCUGAAAACAUUGCCGCCAUUUCGUGGAACUCGGAAUACUCAGACGUAUUCGUGUUUAAACCCAGUGAGCCGCAGCCCUUAUGUAUCCAGAGAAAGGUCUGCAGAGGAAGAGUCCGGUGGGCUGUCUUUGUUCCAAGAGAUGUGCCUGAAUGUAUCAGCUCAGAAAAAUAUCAGUGGCUAAGCCAGUCUCAGUUUUACUUCCUGACUGAAACACAUGAAUUGAUGACGUUUAGUACAAAGUCCCCAGAAGAAAGACUUACGCCUUCCAGCAGACAGUUAGCAGUUGAGGAGAGUUUCUCCAUGACACCUUUUUACCUGCUCCUGGGAAAGCACCGGCAACAAACAAAAGAAGCUGCAGAAACUGGGCGAGUAGCAACACAGAGCAACUUGGCACAAGAGUCACCUGCUGUCAAAGAACUGCUUCACACUCCAGCCCAUGUCUUACCAUCCGCCUCUUUCCUGUGUCCUAUUUUUGUUAACUCACUGCUGGUAUCUAAAACAAGCAAAAGCACUGGUGAAGUUUCUGAUGAAGUUGAAAUGGAAAGCGACAAUGCAGAGAAUGAAUCCGAGGAAGAAGUGGACUUAACUGAAGUUCACCCGGAGGCUUCUGAAGCAACAGAAUGUUUGGGGGACAUUAUACCCAAAUUAUCAAAAGCUCAGGAAAGAGAACUGCGUAAAAUCAGAAAACUGGACUACAGCUGGGCGUCAGCUCUCUAGACAUGGAGUAUUGUGGACUGCAUAUUUUUGUAUUUCUUACCAAUAAUUUAAUAAGAUGUUCGUGCUUUUAAAUAAAAGGUUGUUGCUUUUC